Molecule: messenger RNA, 1364 nt
Organism: Microcebus murinus (gray mouse lemur)
Lineage: Eukaryota; Metazoa; Chordata; Mammalia; Primates; Cheirogaleidae
Gene: HSD17B13
Product: hydroxysteroid 17-beta dehydrogenase 13
Cellular component (GO): lipid droplet
Molecular function (GO): steroid dehydrogenase activity; oxidoreductase activity, acting on the CH-OH group of donors, NAD or NADP as acceptor
Source: RefSeq, a predicted model, not a curated record
AAGAACUCAAGGUGUCUCAACCCAUUAGGGCACGUGGACAAAACUCUGCGUCCACAGCCAGCCUCUUCUUUGACACUCCCACUAGCACCUGAGCGCAGCUCGUGCCUGGAGCUCUGUGCAGACGGCCUCUCUUUCCUAGGACAACGCGAGGGCUGAGCCAGAAGGAAGAGGACAGAGCACAGCCAUGAACAUUGUCUUGGAUAUCCUCCUGCUCCUGCUCACCAUCGUCUACUCCUACUUGGAGUCGUUGGUGAAGCUUUUCAUUCCCCAGAGGAGGAAGUCGGUGGCCGGGGAGAUCGUCCUCAUCACCGGGGCCGGGCACGGCAUAGGCAGGCUGACUGCCCACGAAUUUGCAAAACGCCAGAGCAGACUGGUUCUGUGGGAUAUUAAUAAGCGUGGUGUUGAGGAAACUGCAGCCCAAUGCCGAAAACUGGGGGCCACCGUGCAUGCGUUUGUCGUAGACUGCAGUAACAGAGAGGCCAUCUACAGCUCUGUAAAUCAGGUGAAGAAAGAAGUGGGUGAUGUAACCAUCGUGGUGAAUAACGCUGGGGCAAUCUAUCCAGCCGAUCUUCUGAGCACCAAAGAUGAAGAGAUCGCCAAAACGUUUGAGGUCAACAUCCUAGGACAUUUCUGGAUCACAAAAGCACUUCUUCCAUCGAUGAUGAAGAGAAAUCACGGCCAUGUAGUCACAGUGGCUUCCCUGUGCGGCCACGGAGUAAUCCCUUAUCUCAUCCCAUAUUGUUCCAGCAAAUUUGCUGCUGUUGGCUUUCACAGAGCUUUGACAUUGGAACUUCAAGCCUUGGGAAAAACCGGUAUCAAGACCUCAUGCCUCUGCCCAGUUUUUGUCAAUACUGGGUUCACCAAAAACCCAAGCACAAGAUUAUGGCCCGUGUUGGAGACUGAGAAAGUUGCAAGAAGCCUGAUAGAUGGGAUACUUACCAAUAAGAAAAUGAUUUUUGUUCCAUCAUAUAUCGGUAUCUGUCUAAUACUAGAGAAGUUUCUUCCCGAACGCGCUUUGGCAGCUAUAAAUCGUGUACAGGAUAUUCAAUUUGAAGCAGUUGUUGGCCACAAAAUCAAAAUGAAAUGAAUAAAUGAGCUGCAGCCACAGAUAUAUGCACGUUAACGACAUGACUCUAACUUUAGGGUCCAUGCUUCAGAGCUCUAUUCCACAUUCUCCAGCCAUGUUGACAUUAAAAACAUUGGUUUGGCCCUAACAGCAGUAGAACGAACAAGACUAAUCACCUUUCUGUUUUGCAAGAAUAUUAACGUAGUUUUUAAUAGUCAGAUUCAUUUUUCAUCCCAUGUCUCUUAAAAAUUUCUGUGCUUACAUAAACAUACUUAAAAGGUCGGUUUUUUUUCUUUAA